Messenger RNA from Tetrahymena thermophila SB210, 1449 nucleotides. Its product is annotated as transmembrane protein, putative. The transcript has 2 exons. The record is from RefSeq and is a predicted model, not a curated record. NCBI's taxonomy places the organism in Eukaryota, Ciliophora, Oligohymenophorea, Hymenostomatida, Tetrahymenidae.
AUGCUAAAAUCUGACUAAAAUAUAAUAAAAAGAAUAAGAAAUAUUUUUUAUAAUGACUUAUUGAUUGAAAGAGCUCUAGUCCUCUUUUUAUUUUUAUUUCUUUACUCUAUUUAUGAUCUUCUUUCAUUCAUAGUAUUAUCUAUAUUCUUGAUCAGCAUUUACAUCACUUUCUCUAAAGAAAUCAAAAAAUUUAAGCAUAAAGGCCUUAUAUAUUAUCUCUCUUCCUCUUUACAAAAUCUUCUCAUAAAAAGCAGCUUCUUUGAUUUAUUUACUCUCUUCUGGAAUCCUUAUUUAAAAAUAUUCUAAAAGCCCUUUUUUUAUAAUAUUUCUCCUGAGGAGGCUGUAAAAACUUUAGACGAGCUACCAGAUGAAGCUAAAAAUGUUAUUUUGACAAAGGGAAUUGUUUAUUCUCUACCUCCUUUUAUGAAGCAGGUCCUUUUACCACAAUAAAUUUACAAAGAGAUUUGCUAAAGAGAAGAAGAAGAAAAAAAUGAAAUUUAAAACCAACAAAAUGUUCUGAUGGUGAAAAAUUGUGAUAAUACUGACAAUUGUUAAUGUGAAAACUGUGCUAAUGAAGAAAGCAAAGAUCCAAAUAAUAAAUGGGGAGUUGUUAACUAAAAAAGAAAUAACGCAAAUCGCUAUAAUUCAAACUAGCAUUUUUAUAAAAAUGUCAUUGAAGAAGAAGAUUUGCUGCAUUUAACUGAAGUUAAACAAGACUAAUUUUAUAAAAUUUCCUAAAAAUCAACACUAAAUUUUCACAAGAAUUUCGAGGCUGGAAACUACGAAAACUAAAAUAGUAGCUCAAUCAUUCAAACACUUAACAACAGAAGCGAUAAAUUUAAGAAUGAAGAAAAAAGAAUAAAAGACAGAGUAGAAUCUAUUAGGAAAAUCAUGAUGGAAUAGCCUCUAGAAAUAAAAACUAAGUUGAUAGCUUCUUCUUAAGAUUAAUCUCAAAAUAUGCUGUAAAAUAAAAGAGAAAGUAAUUCGAAUCAAAUUAAUAUAGAGGAAGGAAUCUAGAAUAUGAUUGAAGGAUUGAAGAAAAAAUUCAAUGGAUCUAGCAAUGAUAGUGCAAUCGGAUAAAUUAAAAGUGCUGUGAACUUGCUCUUAGGAGUUGCUGAAAUGAAAAAGAAGAGCAACAUAUUGUAGAAAAUAGAAACAACUAAAAUGUACAAAUACUUUGUUUUUUCUGCAGUUUUCCUACUCAGUUAAUAUUUUAUCUCUAAGAAAACAAGAAGAUGGCUCAUAUCUAGUACAAUGCUUGUAGCUUAUGUAGUAUCCUUCUUUCUUACAUUUGGCUCUAUUGGUAUUUACAUUUAUAAAAACGUCAAUUAACCCGAAGAUAACACAAACACUACUGAUUUUUAGCAAUCAAAGCGUAAAAUAAAAAAGAAGUUAAACAAGUCUACUCUGGAAGACUCUAAAUAUUUAAUGGAUGAUUCUGAAUUUUGA